AUGCCUUCUCUUCGUUCAAACCCCAAGCCAACAGCUCAAUACGUUGAGUACGUCCAGAAUCUGACGGCUACGAGGGGCACACAAGCCUCCUACACGAACGAGAUGGCAUCAAACAUCGCGGACAAGAGCAAGCCCUCCCUCGCCAGCGACCGCCGCUCUUCCACGAAAUCCCCCGCCCCAAAAGUCGCCACCACAGAAGUAUCUGGAACGACCAACGAGCCGCAGAGCACAGACCAGGCACAAUCUCAAGCAAACGUUCAACUGAAAACGCCGCCGGUCACCCCUCCCGCUUCCGACCCACCCACACCCAUAGUCCCCGACACUCCCGAGCCCGGCGUAGCACUUCCAGAGCUCACCAAGAAGCAGAAAGCCGGAAUCCGCGCCUACCACGAUCUGGUGGAAAAGCACCGCCGCAUGGGCGCCUACGGCUGGAGCGGCGUGGGCAAAAAGGGCGCCAUGCACAGCGGCCGCAAGCACGACUACAACCAGCAGGGCACCAACCGCCUGAUCACGAAGAAGGAACUGGAUGAGGACCGCGCCAGUCUGGCUGCGGUGGGGAUCGUGAUUGAGGGCCUGUGA
Molecule: messenger RNA, 579 nt
Organism: Cyphellophora europaea CBS 101466
Lineage: Eukaryota; Fungi; Ascomycota; Eurotiomycetes; Chaetothyriales; Cyphellophoraceae
Exons: 1
Coding region: 1-579 (192 amino acids)
Source: RefSeq, a predicted model, not a curated record